AUGGGCAAAAGGGACGAUAUAUGUUCUUUUCUUGGAUAUGAAAAAGAUAAACCCACCAAAGAUCGUCGAAAUUUAUUGAAAGCUACUUCUACAUUCCUCGCCGAUUAUGAAGCUCGUGGGGGCAAGGUUUAUGGCAAAAAGGCCGAAUCCAUUGGACGUCGGCUGUGUGCAAUGAAUUUUCUCGAAGAAGAAGGCAGAGGAGAGAGAUUCUGGCCGCCUACAUCGGAUGAAAGCCUAGCUUACGAUGACGCCGAGGAUAAAGAGACUAUCAUCGAUAACGUAGCCGACCUUUUUUUCAUCCACGCAAGGUCCAACUAUUGCAAGCAGCAUGCGAACCAAAGGAAUAAGAAGCACGAUGAUACCUCGCCACCAUCAAAUAUUAGCAAUAGACAUAUGAGCAAUAGGCCUCCAACCUUAACUAAUACUGAGGAAACGUACUUAGAAGACGAAGAACCACAAUUCACUUAUAGUUCUUCUUUAAUGACCAUCAGACCGGAAUUAUGUCUUGCGCCCUGGUUAGAUCCGCCAAAAAGAUUCGACCGUAACGUGGCUGUACCUUGGGUCGAGAGCCUCAACCCCAAGAGCCUUCCAGACCCCCCAGAGAAUGUACGAUGGCCAGCGGCAGCUGAUAAGGAGAUUCAGUAUUUUAUGCAUCGAUGGCUGUUCUAUUAUACCAUAGAUUUGGAGAACGGGACAGAUGAUGGAGUUCAAAGUCUCGUUGAUAUUCUAAGAAAUGACAAGGGUGUGAACACAGAAUUGGACGGUACACAACUUCGAGAAUUCAGAAAGCGAAUUGUUGAUAGAGUGAAGUUUUUCACAGAAGUAUUCGUCAAUCAUCAGUUCGUCGAAGUGCAAGACGAUGUUCCUCGAAUGACAGCAAGAUUUCGAAAUAUAUGGACAACCCUCAAGUAUGAAACGCCCACUCCUCGCAUCAAUUAUCGCCGUAGCGUCGAAGAAGUACCGCGAGAGAGCCCUCGGAAACGACGAAAACUCUCCAAGAAAGCUGAAGACAAUGCGAUAGAUAUUAGUCGACCGAAAAGGAAACCUUGGAGCGAGCAUGCCUGGAGACGCAAGACAAUUCCCCCUCCUGCAGAUAUGACUUUUCCAAACCUGUUGUCGAGGAAAAGUCCUAACAUCGGUCCCGUGACCGUGGUAAAGUCGUCCCAAAACGCCGUGGAGGAAGAAGAAAGUGAAGGGGAAGCAUGUGACGAGUGUGAGAUACACGGGCGAUGUGAGACCACGAUGCGGAAUUUCAAGAUGUCCGUCGAGAUCCCUCCACCUACCAAAGCGAUAUCUUCCGAAUACAAUAAGAUCAUCAAGAUGGAAGAAGAAUCUACGAUAGAGGUCUUACCGCUUGGGACGACGCUUAUUGAACCAUUGGACGAAGAUUUCUCUAGCGAAACUAUAGAAGUAGUGCCACGUGCUCAUGAGAAAGUCACGAAGGUAUCAUCUCCAAACCCAGAUGAAAUACCGAUAUUCGAAAAGACGUCUCCACAUGCGCAAAAUGAGGCCCAGGUUUCUAAAGAACAGCUGCCUCUUCCGUAUCAGUCGAACGACAGGUCAGAGGAUCGUGGUAAUUCACAGAAACCUCCAGCACUGGAUGUCCCUGUCGUCGCAAACCAAUUAUCACAAACAGUCGCAGCCGGCCCAGAAGUCAACGAAGUGGUCGAUACUCAAGCAGAAGUGAGUGAUUCGGCUCAUUCAUCACCCAAAGUCGAGAAUCAGCAUCAACUUUCACCAACUGCAGACAAGUCUUCAUCGCCUGCCAUCAACGCACAAUCACAAAUUAUAAUCGGAACAAGUACUCAACCUUUAGGUCUUGAUGUAAACAAGUCCCUUUGGCGGGAGCCAGUGAAACCGGCAAGUCCAAAAGAAGUGGUAGGUCACACCGAUGAGUGUUCGAGAGGAAUCACAUCGCUACUUGAAACGACAAUGGAGAAAGAUAAUCACAAUGCCUCUUACUCAAAAGUUCCAUCGACAAAUAGUUUCGCUGACAGCCCACAAAAGUAUGGCCCUUUUCACGAUCUUGAAUGCUUGAACAAACUUUUCUCAUCGAGUGGUUCUCGGCCAAAAGUAACACAACAUUCACAUAGUCCGGCUAGCAUCCCCCCAACAUCCAGCACAGAAACUCAUAAAUCCGAGAUAGAUUUGAAAUCCAGUUCGGUCAACGCCACCCUGGACUCUUCAACGCCGCGAACCCCGCCAUCGAUUGAUCUUAUUUCAAAUGUUAAUACCCGCAAUAAAAUCCCCAGCGAAGGCCAGAUAUCUGUAGCUAGUCAACCCGCUAUGGAGGUAUUGAAAACUUUGACUCGUAGCCCGGACACUACACAGCCUCAAUCCGGUGACUCUGGUCAGAUUUCAGUAUCAAAGGUUCUCGAAACAUCACGAAAAUCAUUCGACAGAGAUCCUCCAGGUCUGACACGAACCCCCCUACCGUCGGUACCCUUGACGUCUAAAAAUUGCCAGGAAAUGGCAAACCCAUUACCUGCUGCCCGAUCACCUGUUAAGAUUAUGGAAGAAUGCCACAAGCCAAAUCCAUCACCGCCAAGGCUACCGCAAAAGCCUGUUCAAAACCUUCAAGCAGCCCUCCGCGAACCGUUGAUUCCGACUUUUCAACCUAUAAAUCGGCCAAUGAAUGAGAUCACUCCUUCUUCAUCAAUCUGCCAUGUCUCACUCGGGACAGAACCGCCUCAACCUUCUCCUGCCCUGAAAAGUCAAUAUUCCGCAACGAGCACAUACAGUGCACCUAUGGCAUCACAAGAAGUGCGAAGUCAAAACCAGAGUCAGAAUACAGAUCAGAAUUACAAGCAGAAUAAAGCUUUACCCGCUCAAAAUGGCGCAUACGAACCCACUAUUACUGGCACAUCAUUGGGACCCCCCCGGGCCAGAGACUCCCACCUCGACUCAAAUCCCGAUAAUGGAGUCUAUCCGAUGGCAUUCAUCAAAAACCUAACAGAUUCAAAGAAUGGCAUAUGGAUGCAGGCGAACUCCCGAAAAAGGGCACUAGAAGGAACAAGUAUAAAACCUCGGAAAACAAGAUCUAGAAAGAAGUCGGGGCUGCCCGAAAAGUUGGCUACGAAGCCUGCCACUGUACAGUAUGCACCAGUCCUAUCGGCUCACGCAGGCCAAAAUAUAGCACCUUCGGCCAUGCAAACAAAAUCACCGACGCAGCCUGUUCAUGGCCGAGAACACUCCCCUCAGCCACCCCAUCCACAACUCAUCAAUCAUCUAAGAAUCAGGGAUGAAAUCGGGGUGUAUUCAAAUUCGUCUUAUCCACCGGCUUUCAAGACGACAAACCCGUCGCUCUCUACGUCAAAUCAACUAUCAGUUAUCCAAACCGAUAAUAUGGCUCAGAACAUGCUGAGCUACCAUGCCAACCAAGAGCGACCAAUGUUAGACUAUCUCGCCUUGGCAGAAAAGAUGCAUUCGAGCUAUGAUCGAUAUUCUCAAGAUCGGGGUAAUAUCGAGACUUCCGUGGAUGUGCAACAUUCAACUCCUGUCGCUUCUUCAACUCGACCCCCGCGAACAUCCAGCACGUUGCAAAUACAGCCUUCCCUUUCUGAAAAUCCACAAACUACUAGAAGUGAGCAAGGGAUGGCCAACCAUGGCACACAACAAAGUGAAGGAUCGCCCAAUAAUGGAGAACAAAGUGGAAUUAAUUCUCAAAGUGGCUUACAGCAAAUGCGAGCACUCGCUGACGCCAGCGAGCAAAGUAAAAUCAAUCCUGGAGUGGUUACAACCCAGAACCAGUCACCGUCAAAUAGCAAUGCCUAUAUCAACACUAGCAUUGAUCAUCGCAAUCAGUCGUCAAAUUCUGCACAUCUUCGGUACUCCCCACAAGCGGGUCCUCUGGAGGCAGCAAUGAGGUACGGGGCUUUUGUGAGUAACGCAACAGGGUCUGCAAUCCCCAAGAGUGCUUCAGUGGCUAGUCCUAAUACACCACAAAAUCUCAAGGAGCCGCAGGGCACACGAAGUCGCGCAUACAAUGAUGUUCAACAGUCAAACCCAACGCAGACCAACCAGUAUUUAAACCAAGAGUCACAAACACCCAAAAACCACUACCAAAUGCCGCAUAAAACUUCCCCAGAAUCUUAUAGGUCACAGGAUCCGUGGUGGAACUCGCUAGCAGCAAAUUACAACAUCAAGAAAAUAUUGCCGAAGCCUGUCUCGCAAUCUGAUCCUAACAUUCUACACAAUCGUUUAUUGACCAAUGAUACUCCUGUCUCAACAAUACAAAUUGUACCGCCGUUACAAGCAGAGAACCGAGAGUCUCUACCUGACACGAGACAAGUGACACCGCAGGUAUCAGAACGCUCGCUUUCCACAGGUAGUCAAGCCUCAAAGAUAUACCGCCAAACUCCACAAACCCAACAGGCUGAUCAGCAUUCGGCACAAUCAUCUAUUACACAAGCUUCACCUGCAAGAAGCUACUCUGGCAAUCAAUAUAUGAUUCAGCCGACACUGAUCCAGCGAUCCAAUUCAACAAGUCAAAGUGCGCAACCCCCUUCGGCUGUGCAGGCUUCAACUCCCAACAAUCAAUUUUUAAAUCAAGCUCCAAGCCGGUCGUCAAAUACAAGGGUGCCAUCCCCGAAAACCCAACUUCAUGAGCCUCCAAACCAGCCGUCAAAUCUUCCUGACACAUUAUCAGAGGGCCAGUACACUAAGCAUACUACCGGCCAGUCUCCUAACACACAAACCGCCGAUUUUCAAAAUCAACCUUCCAACCAAUCCCCAAUCCAGCCUUCGACUGCCCAAAGCUCAGUGUCACAAAAUCGGUUUGCCAAUCGCCCCACUACCCAGUUCUCUCCCAUUCAAGCUUUAUCUCCACAAAAUCAAUAUGCUGGUCCGCCUGUAAUACAGCAAGCCUCUCCAGCUUCAGUCCCCUUUGAUCCAGAGUAUAACGACCGAAAGUAUCAAGCAGCUCCACGGAACCGAUAUGGUGGCCCGCCUAUAGCCCAGCAAGCUUCUUCAUCUUCAGUCCCCUAUAAUCCAGAGUAUAACGACCGGCAGAAUCAAGUAGCUCCACAGUAUCCGUAUCCUAAACGGCCACAGCAACCGAUGGAAGCCCAGACUCUCACGAUGCAGGCACAGCAGAAACUCUUUAAUGGGCAACAACCUCUGGAUUGGACACAAUAUCGAUUACAUGGCCCAAGGCUUCAGACCACAAUGAACUCAGGAAACUCUUCUCCCAGGCAACCUCCCACUAUUACUACAAAUCAGGCUGCAAAUACACCUACUAUGCCCACAAUAUUCAACUCCACCCUGCCACCAACACCUCCAACACCGGCCGUCAUUCACACCAAACUAGAUACUGUCUCUCAAUAUCCUGUUUUGACUCACCCCCUAAUAGGGAGUGCCACCCCACAACAAACACCGGCCGUCAUUCUCAGACCUAAAUUAGAUACCAUCCCUCGAUACGCGUCUGUCACUUACACUCUAGCCACCCCACAACAAACGCCCACGACACCUCGAGCGGUCGGACCCAAACUCGACUUCUAUCUGCAACGCGCCAAUUCUAUAAUCGACACCACCAGCUCCUUCUCCUACCAUUACAUGGAGGGGCUCUCUCUACCCAAUCUCUUCUACUUCUUCGCUCAGCGCUCCGGCGUACCUCUGGAGAGAUUGGAUGAACUUACUUUCCGAUGCAUGUUUGGCGAGUAUCAACAAUUUGUGAUAGGAAAGGAUAUGGGAGACGUUGAAUGGAAACGGGCUCGGAAGAGAAUCUGGAGGAAUUGGGAUAGAGAGGUUAGAGCUUCGACACAAAACGGAGAUGACGACGACGAGGAUUUUUGGGAAGUUAAUAUUUUGAUUGGGAAGUGUGCGUAA
Messenger RNA from Sclerotinia borealis F-4128, 5826 nucleotides. NCBI's taxonomy places the organism in Eukaryota, Fungi, Ascomycota, Leotiomycetes, Helotiales, Sclerotiniaceae. The record is from the annotation of a GenBank genome assembly.